AUGAAAAGACUUACAAUGUCAGUGCAACGUGGCAUUCAGACUUCUGAACACUGCCAAGCUGGCAUCGCCAAGCUGGCACUGAACAGGCCCGGGCCGUGCCGCCGCCUCGGGAAACCCUCUGGGGAGUCUCGGGGAGGCCAGCGUGGCCCAACUAACCCACAGACCGAGUGCCAGGACCACCAAGCCCCCUGGGGAACACUUUCUGCCCUCCACUCGGCAGCGCGUGCCCAGCGCCAUAAACCCCUGGCGACCACAGUGACCGCGCGGCGGGCACCCGGCCGGUGGCACGCAUACGCUGACCGCUGCGGCUGCCUCGGGCCCCCGCGACCCCAGCGCCGAGACUCCGGAACGUUCCACCCCCGAUUCUCGGGUACUUGA
Messenger RNA from Rangifer tarandus platyrhynchus (Svalbard reindeer), 378 nucleotides. The record is from the annotation of a GenBank genome assembly. NCBI's taxonomy places the organism in Eukaryota, Metazoa, Chordata, Mammalia, Artiodactyla, Cervidae.